CAUAGUUCCAAACCGUACAAAGUCUGGAAGAAGAACUCACAGUCCCUUUUUGAUUUUCUUUUCAACAAAAUACAAUUUUGGAAGAUCAAUUUCGGAAGAUCAAUACUUCGUUUUGCAUUGGUUGCAUUUUGAGUUCCAGAUCGUUGUUCUACUCAUGUGAGACACUUUUAUUUUACCUUUGUUUCUACUCUUCACUUAUUUUCUGCAUUCCUUUCAUCCCCGGUAACGGCGGAUGCCCCCCUUCUUCUCACGUCAGAGUGCGACGGUUCCCCCUCAGAAUAUCAAGGAAUUGGUGAGACUUACAGCGGUCUGUAGACAGCAACGGUUUUCACAUAGAAAGAGACUGACGCUGACAGAGUUGCCUUUAAGACUGUUGCUCCUCAGCAUUUUAACGGUCGCCAUGAACUUUUUGCCGUUAUCAUCUUCAAAUCAUUCCUUACAGUAUACUUCUCGAGAUCAUGAGAUUAAUUCAAUAUGUCACGCUGCUCUUUGUCUUGUGGUGAGGUGAUCCACUUUAUUUACUGUCAUUUGGUUUUUAUCCCACUCACACACUUAUGAUACAUCACAUCACAUGUCAUGUGACAAAACCAGACGUCACAUUGGUUUCACUUGAUGUUAGAUCUGCAGUGAUUUCAGUAAGGGGCGUAUUGGACAUUUCAGUAAAUAUAGGACAGUGAUAUCAGUUCAGCAAUAUUACACUAUACAGUUAAAGUAUGAUACUUGACUAAUGCAUGUUCUUUUGUUUUUGCUGUAGUUUUUUCUCUUUGAUAAACUAUAGGCUCUUCUAUUCUCAUUUACUCAUACCCAAAUUGUCCUUUGUGUGGUAAGUAUCAAAUAUAUGAAAUAUAUAUGAAUAUAUGAUAUAUCAAAUAUAUCAAACAAAUAUAUGAAAUAUAUAUUUAAGGUUUAUUUUAAUAGUAGGCUACACAUUUGCAGCUGAAAGCUGAAUUACAGCAUACAUAAGCUCACAUGAAACUAAAUAAGUAAAUAAACAACUGAUUAAAAUGCAAAAUAGAAGGUAGGCCUACUGGUGUUUGAGAUGGGGCCGUAUAUAAUAUUACAGUUACCCUAAGUGUUCAGCAGUCUCUCAGAGUAGAGCAAUGGGCUGUUGUAAUAUCGGUCAGUCUGGGUAGGAGGAGCGAGGUUAAGACUGUGGAUAGAUCUUGUGGACAUAGGCAUUCUGUGUGUGACAUAAGCAUUCUGUGUGUGUGUGACAUAGGCAUUCUGUGUGUGUGUGACAUAAGCAUUCUGUGUGUGUGUGACAUAGGCAUUCUGUGUGUGACAUAAGCAUUCUGUGUGUGUGUGACAUAGGCAUUCUGUGUGUGACAUAAGCAUUCUGUGUGUGUGUGACAUAGGCAUUCUGUGUGUGACAUAAGCAUUCUGUGUGUGUGUGACAUAGGCAUUCUGUGUGUGUGUGACAUAGGCAUUCUGUGUGUGUGUGACAUAAGCAUUCUGUGUGUGUGUGACAUAGGCAUUCUGUGUGUGACAUAAGCAUUCUGUGUGUGUGUGACAUAGGCAUUCUGUGUGUGACAUAAGCAUUCUGUGUGUGUGUGACAUAGGCAUUCUGUGUGUGACAUAAGCAUUCUGUGUGUGUGUGACAUAGGCAUUCUGUGUGUGACAUAAGCAUUCUGUGUGUGUGUGACAUAAGCAUUCUGUGUGUGUGUGACAUAAACAUUCUGUGUGUGUGUGUGAUAUACACUACCAGUCAAAAGUUUAGACAUCUACGCAUUCAAGGGUUUUUCUUUAUUUUUUUAAACUAUUUUUUUACAUUGUAGAAUAAUAGUGAAGACAUCAAAACUAUGAAAUAACACAUAUGGAAACAUGUAGUAACCAAAAAAGUGUUAAACAAAUCAAAAUAUAUUUUAUAUAUGAGAUUCUUCAAAUAGCCACCCUUUGCCUUGAUGACAGCUUUGCACACUCUUGGCAUUCUCUCAACCAGCUUCACCUGGAAUGCUUUUCCAACAGUCUUGAAGGCGUUCCCACAUAUGCUGAGCACUUGUUGGCUGCUUUUCCUUCACUCUGCGGUCCGACUCAUCCCAAACCAUCUCAAUUGGGUUGAGGUCGGGGGACUGUGGAGGCCAGGUCAUCUGAUGCAGCACUCCAUCACUCUCCUUCUUGGUAAAAUAGCCCUUACACAGCCUGGAGGUGUGUUUUGGGUCAUUGUCCUGUUGAAAAACAAAUGAUAGUCCCACUAAGCCCAAACCAUAUGGGAUGGCGUAUCGCUGCAGAAUGCUGUGGUAGCCAUGUUGGUUAGUGUGCCUUGAAUUCUAAAUAAAUCACAGACAGUGUCACCAGCAAAGCACCCCCACACCAUAACACCUCCUCCUCCAUGCUUUAUGGCGGGAACUACACAUGCGGAGAUCAUCCGUUCACCCACACCGCGUCUCACAAAGACACUGGUUUGAAACAAAAUCUCAAAUUUGGACUCCAGACCAAAGGACAAAUUUCCACCAGUCUAAUGUCCAUUGCUCGUGUUUCUUGGCCCAAGCAGGUCUCUUCUUCUUAUUGGUGUCCCUUAGUAUUGGUUUCUUUGCAGCAAUUCGACCAUGAAGGCCUGAUUCACACAGUCCCCUCUGAACAGUUGAUGUGGAGAUGUGUCUGUUACUUGAACUCUGUGAAGCAUUUUUUUGGGCUGCAAUUUCUGAGGCUGGUAACUCUAAUGAAUUUAUCCUCUGCAGCAGAGGUAACUCUGGGUCUUCCUUUCCUGUGGCGGUCCUCAUGAGAGCCAGUUUCAUCAUAGCACUUGACGGUUUUUGCGACUGCACUUGAAGAAACAUUCAAAGAUCUUGAAAUGUUCCAUAUUGACUGACCUUCAUGUCUUAAAGUAAUGAUGGACUGUCAUUUCUCUUUGCUUAUUUGAGCUGUUCUUGCCAUAAUAUGGACUUGGUCUUUUACCAAAUAGGGCUAUCUUCUGUAUACCCCCCUACCUUGUCACAACACAACUGAUUGGCUCAAAUGCAUUAAGAAGGAAAUAAAAUACACAAAUUAACUUUUAAGAAGGACACCUGUUAAUUGAAAUGCAUUCCAGGUGACUAAAUAAUGAAGCUGGUUGAGAGAAUGCCAAGAGUGUGCAAAGCUGUCAUCAAGGCAAAGGGUGGCUAUUUGAAGAAUCUCAAAUAUAACAUAUAUUUUCAUUUGUUUAACACUUUUUUGGUUACUACAUGAUUCCAUAUGUGUUAUUUCAUAGUUUUGAUGUUUUCACUAUUAUUCUACAAUAUACAAUAUAGUAAAAAUAAAGAAAAACCCUGGAAUGAGUUGGUGUGUCCAGACUUUUUAUGGAUAGUGUAGGCAUUUUGUGUGUGUGUGUGUGACAUAGGCAUUCUGUGUGGGACAUAGGCAUUCUGUGUGGGACAUAGGCAUUCUGUGUGGGACAUAGGCAUUCUGUGUGGGACAUAGGCAUUCUGUGUGGGACAUAGGCAUUCUGUGUGGGACAUAGGCAUUCUGUGUGGGACAUAGGCAUUCUGUGUGGGACAUAGGCAUUCUGUGUGGGACAUAGGCAUUCUGUGUGUGACACAGGCAUUCUGUGUGUGUUGUACUGUUCUGUUCUGUUGUAGGUACCAUUGAUUUAACCUUUUAUCAUCCUAAGUGGAAGAGGACACGCUCUCCCCACGAUGACCAAUGAGACCCCAGCUGACCUCUACAUCUUCACCACUGACCUCCUGCCCCUUGACCCUCGCUUCCUUCCUCCGCUGGCCAAUGGGCUGCUGGGUUGGAGGGUGUACGAUGACAUCAUGCACAUGGGCGGAGUCUAUAACGGCGAGGGCGGGGACUGUCACCGUGCCAAUCUCCCCUGUCCUCUGGCUGUGAGGAUGGAGAUAGAGGAGGAGGAGAAGGCAGGGCAUCUGCAACACUCCUACAGCCUAGAUACACACACAGGUACGUUGGUACAGUCUAGAUACAACUCACUACACGCACAGGUACUUGGUAAGUCUAGAUACACACAGGUACAUUGGUACAGUCUAGAUACACACAAGGUACGUUGGUACAGUCUAGAUACCACACAGGUACAUUGGUACAGUCUAGAUACACAACAGGUACAUUGGUACAGUCUAGAUACACACAGGUACGUUGGUACAGUCUAGAUACACACACAGGUACAUUGGUACAGUCUAGAUACACACACAGGUACGUUGGUACAGUCUAGAUACACACACAGGUACAUUGGUACAGUCUAGAUACACACAGGUACAUUGGUACAGUCUAGAUACACACACAGGUACGUUGGUACAGUCUAGAUACACACAGGUACGUUGGUACAGUCUAGAUACACACAGGUACAUUGGUACAGUCUAGAUACACACACAGGUACGUUGGUACAGUCUAGAUCACACACAGGUACGUUGGUACAGUCUAGAUACACACAGGUACAUUGGUACAGUCUAGAUACACACACAGGUACGUUGGUACAGUCUAGAUACACACAGGUACGUUGGUACAGUCUAGAUACACACAGGUACGUUGGUACAGUCUAGAUACACACACAGGUACGUUGGUACAGUCUAGAUACACACAGGUACAUUGGUACAGUCUAGAUACACACAGGUACAUUGGUACAGUCUAGAUACACACAGGUACGUUGGUACAGUCUAGAUACACACAGGUACGUUGGUACAGUCUAGAUACACACAGGUACUUGGUACAGUCUAGAUACACACAGGUACGUUGGUACAGUCUAGAUACACACAGGUACAUUGGUACAGUCUAGAUACACACAGGUACUUGGUACAGUCUAGAUACACACAGGUACAUUGGUACAGUCUAGAUACACACAGGUACAUUGGUACAGUCGUAACACAGGUAGUGGUACAGUCUAGAUACACACAGGUACGUUGGUACAGUCUAGAUACACACAGGGUACGUUGGUACAGUCUAGAUACCACAGGUACGUUGGUACAGUCUAGAUACACACAGGUACGUUGGUACAGUCUAGAUACACACAGGUACGUUGGUACAGUCUAGUACAACACAGGUACGUUGGUACAGUCUAGAUACACACAUGGUACGUUGGUACAGUCUAGAUACACACAGGUACGUUGGUACAGUCUAGAUACAACACAGGUACGUUGGUACAGUCUAGAUACACACAGGUACGUUGGUACAGUCUAGAUACACACAGGUAUCGUGGUACAGUUAUAUACACACACAGGUACGUUGGUACAGUCUAGAUACACACAGGGUACGUUGGUUACAGUCUAGAUACCACACAGGUACGUUGGUACAGUGUAGAUACACACAGGUACGUUGGUACAGUCUAGAUACACGUUGGUACAGUCUAGAUACACACAGGUACAUUGGUACAGUCUAGAUACACACAGGUACGUUGGUACAGUCUAGAUACACACAGGUACAUUGGUACAGUCUAGAUAUAAACAGGUACAUUGGUACAGUCUAGAUACACGCAGGUACGUUGGUACAGUCUAGAUACAUGCAGGUACGUUGGUACAGUCUAGAUACACACACAGGUACAUUGGUACAGUCUAGAUACACACAGGUACGUUGGUACAGUCUAGAUACACACACAGGUACAUUGGUACAGUCUAGAUACACACAGGUACAUUGGUACAGUCUAGAUACACACACAGGUACGUUGGUACAGUCUAGAUACACACACAUGGUACAUUGGUACAGUCUAGAUACACAACAGGUACAUUGGUACAGUCUAGAUACACACAGGUACGUUGGUACAGUCUAUGAUACACACACAGGUACAUUGGUACAGUCUAGAUACACACAGGUACGUUGGUACAGUCUAGAUACACACAGGUACGUUGGUACAGUCUAGAUACACACAGGUACGUUGGUACAGUCUAGAUACACACAGGUACGUUGGUACAGUCUAGAUACACACAGGUACAUUGGUACAGUCUAGAUACACACAGGUACGUUGGUACAGUCUAGAUACACACAGGUACGUUGGUACAGUCUAGAUACACACAGGUACGUUGGUACAGUCUAGAUACACACAGGUACUUGGUACAGUCUAGAUACACACAGGUACGUUGGUUAACAGUCCUAGAUAUACACACAGGUACGUUGGUACAGUCUAGAUACACACAGGUACGUUGGUACAGUCUAGAUACACACAGGUACGUUGGUACAGUCUAGAUACACACAGGUACGUUGGUACAGUCUAGAUACACACAGGGUACGUUGGUACAGUCUAGAUACACACAGGUACGUUGGUACAGUCUAGAUACACACAGGUACAUUGGUACAGUCUAGAUACAAACAGGUACAUUGAUACAGUCUAGAUACACACACAGGUACGUUGGUACAGUCUAGAUACACACAGGUACGUUGGUACAGUCUAGAUACACACAGGUACGUUGGUACAGUCUAGAUACACACAGGUACGUUGGUACAGUCUAGAUACACACAGGUACAUUGGUACAGUCUAGAUACACACAGGUAUGUUGGUACAGUCUAGAUACACACAGGUACGUUGGUAUAGUCUAGAUACACACAGGUACGUUGGUACAGUCUAGAUACACACAGGUACGUUGGUAUAGUCUAGAUACACACAGGUACAUUGGUACAGUCUAGAUACACAGGUACGUUGGUACAUGUAGUUCACUGCAGCUCAAGAACACAACCCUACAGAUGAUGAGGUCCAUGUACGCUGCAUGUAAAGGUCUGAAUACCAUGUGUUGACAUGUUCAUCAUCACUAGUUUGAAUGAAAUUGUUACCAAGCUUUACAGUUGUAUCACUGCUGCUGUCUGUCUGUCUGUCUGUCUGUCUGUCUGUCUGUCUGUUCCUGUCCUCUCUCUCUCUAGGUAUAUUCACCCACUCUCUGAGGACAGCUAGUGUUAUUGCCUCCCAGUCUCUCUACGCCCAUCGACACCAUCCCAACCUCUUGGUCAUGGAGGUCCUGCUGGUUCGUCAGGGCACCUCCCAGGAGCCAAUCACAGUCAAGCUGGACAGUACGUUCACACCUCAAAGCGAUGACAUAGUGUUCCAUUCUGAACCGGACUACAAAGGAGGCAGGUGAGAAUAAAUGCUGGCUGAACGGGAAAUAGGAAGGAAGCACGAUGGACAGAAACAAAACAAUUCAGUGGCCUUCUUUUGUACCAGCAGUGAGCUGGAGUUGCUUUUCCAUUCAAUUUAUACAGCCUUUCUCCAUGCACUUGGUAAUAUGAUAGAUGUGUGAGUUGUAUUUUUUUUUAUAGAUCAAAAGGCACCGACUGAAACAUGAAAGCACCAGGGCCUUUAUUCAUAGAGCCCCUAGCCACUCAUUAUAAUCUAACAGGCAAAACUGAUCCUAGAUCACCAUUCCUCCUCUUAGACUUGAUUUUCCUGUGUUUAAUAUACACUGAACAAAAUAUUAAAAAAAUAUUUUACUGAGUUCAUAUAAGGAGUCAAAUAAAUUCAUUAGGCCCUAAUCGAUGGAUUUCAUAUGACUGGGAAUACUUGGUCACAGGUGAAAAAAACAAAGUAGGGGCGUGGAUCAGAAAACCUGUCAGUAUCACAUCUCCUUCGCAUAGAGUUGAUCAGGCUGUUGAUUUUGGCCUGUGGAAUGUUGUCCCACUCCUCUUCAAUGGCUGUGCGAAGUUGCUGGAUAUUUUGGUGGGAACUGGAACACGCUGUCGUACACGUCGAGCCAGAGCAUCCCAAACAUGCUCAAUGGGUGACAUGGCUGGUGAGUAUGCAGGCCAUGGAAGAACUGGGACAUUUUCAGCUUCCAGGAAUUGUUUACAGAUCCUUGCGACAUGGGGCCGUGCAUUAUCAUACUGAAACAUGAGGUGAUGGCGGCGGAUGAAUGGCAUGACAAUGGGCCUCAGGAUCUCGUCACGGUAUCUCUUUGCCAUCGAUAAAAUGCAAUUGUGUUCGUCGUCCGUAGCUUAUGCCUGCCCAUACCAUAACCCCACCGCCACCAUGGGGCACUGUUCACACCGUUGACAUCAGCAAACUGCUCGCCCACACAACACCAUACUGCCAUCUGCCCGGUACAGUUAAAACCGGGAUUCAUCCGUGAAGAGCACACUUCUCCAGUGUGCCAGUGGCCAUCGAAGGUGAGUAUUUGCCCACUGAUGUCGGUUACGACGCCGAACUGCAGUCAGGUCAAGACCCUGGUGAGGACGACAAGCACCGAGAUGAGCUUCCCUGAGACGGUAUCUGACAGUUUGUGCAGAAAUUCUUCAGUUGUGCAAACCCACAGUUUCAUCAGCUGUCCGGGUGACUGGUCUCAGACGACCCCGCAGGUGAAGAAGCCGGAUGUGGAGGUCCUGGGACUGGCGUGGUUACACGUCUGUGGUUGUGGUGGACGGUUGGAUGUACUGCCAAAUAGUAUGUGAGAAAAUCAUCACUCAUGCUGCUUCAAAUUCCCUCUGUUCAUUAAAAUCACAAAUUAACCAACACCCAUCUCUUUUUGUGACUACCUGGACCUACCAAUUGGUUUUGAAGUAUUGAAACCAAACCAAAUGGAUUUGAAUGAAAAGUAUUUUUAUAAACAUGAAAAGGUGAACGUAAGAAGCGCUCAUCAUUUCAAAUAGGCUACAUGUCAUAUUAAACAGCAUAUAAACACUAAAUAGGUCAGGAGUCAGACAAGGAGCCUAAGAAGGAACGAAAAUGAAUGAUUUAGGCUAUUAUUUCAAUUAUUUCAAGGCUAUAGCCUACAAAGAAAUACAUUGUGAAGCAUUUGCGAGUGUGACACACUAGGCUGUUAGGGACAUAAAUCAUUCAUCAUUUAAACAACAUUUCAUUGUAUUAAAUCAUUAUAGUCUAUAAAUUGCGCAUACAGGCUGUGACUUAGAAUUAAAUACUAAUUAAACUAAAAAUGGCUUCGGCUCAGUCUACAGUGCCUUUUUGAGUUCAUUUUUAGAAACACCAGUCUGUGGAUUCAGGCUGUGAUGGUGCCUGGAGAGCAGGCCAGCAGCUGAGAAUAAAAUCCUCUCCGCAAAAAUAGCUAAGAAGCUAUUUUUGUUUAUUUUUGAUCAUUUUAAAUUGAAAACGAUCCCAGUAAGGUACCUCAUUGUUACCCAGAAAUGGUUUCAUAUUGAAAUAAAAACUGCUGCAUUGGACCUUUUAAUACAAAAGCCCCCAGCGCUCAGCUCAGCUCAGCUCACAAUCACCCCUUUCCUUCCCUAGUUACAUCCAGGGCCAGACCACCAUGGCUGAGGUCCCUGGUGGGGUCUGCCCCAGCGUCCACAUCAUCUGGACCCCCAUCACCCCCUCCCUCACCCUGCUGCCCGACCAGGCCCAGUCCCGCUGGGGGUUCGUGGUGGCGAUGGCGGGCAGUCAGGACAGCGCGCAGGCUCACUACGACACAGGUAAAGAAAGGGAGCGUGCUCAACCAUCCUCCUGCGUAAAAAAACAGUGACGGUCAACAGUCACAUAAUGAUGAAAACAGCACUAACCUGAUGAAGCUGCAACUGAGGUCUGCGCUGCGGUACAUGUUGGACUGAGGCCCGUUAUGACGGGUGGCGUGGCAUUACUCGCAGACAUUUUUUACAUUUAGCAGACGCUCUUAUCCAGAACGACUUACAGGAGCAAUUAGGGUUAAGCGCCUUGCUCAAGGGCACAUCGACAGAUUUUUCACCUAGUCGGGCUCGGGGAUUAGAACCAGCGACCUUUCGGUUACUGGCACAACGCUCUUAACCACUAAGCUACCUGCCGCCUCAGACUCGUAGUAAUAAGAUGACAGGACCAGCUGCCUCUCAAGGUUAACGUUAGCUGAACUCAGUCGUUAUGGUAACGAUAUGGGGAUAGGCACCAUGAAUACAUCAUUAGAUGUUUUAAUCGUUUUUCACCAUCCCCAGGACCACUUUGGACAGAAGUGAUUUAAUGAAUACUUCUAAGUCCUCUGGGGACAUAUUGGUGUUUAUGUUUUUUACCAAUUCGAAAAUAAAAAUGAAACUUUGUCAUGGCAAUGAACGUAAACAUGUUAACAGGUCUGGAGCUGAUGGCCAAUGGGAACCUUCGUCCCUCGCACCUCCGGGCGUGGGAGGAGCUGUGGGCGGGCAGUACGCUGGAGCUGACUGGUCCAGACGACCUGAGUAGGGCUCUGAUUGGCUGCAUGUUCUACCUGCUCAGUGCCUUCCCUUCGUUGCACGAGGCGCCCGGUCAUUUCGGUGGGGUCAGUCCUGGGGGGCUGUCUAACGGGGGGUCAGGGCAAGACUACUGGGGGCACGUGUUCUGGGACCAGGUGAGGACAAUGGUUACUGUUCUUCUUAUUUUGAUGAUUUAACUCAUGAAGGGAAGUGGUUAGUUGACCCGUCCAAUCAGGUGUACUGGAAUACAACACAUAAGUGGAACUGGCUGUACUCAAGGAGAGGUUUCAUUGUGUUAGGGUAACCGCUACCAUUGAACCAUUAGGCUUUUAGUGUGACUGAACUGGCCCUCCCUCUGUCUCCCUGUGCAGGACACCUGGAUGUACCCCAGUAUCGGUCUCUUUUAUCCUCAGUUAGCCCGGGCCGUGCUAGAGUACCGGGUGAGGACAGUGGAUGGCGCUAAGGACAAUGCUGAGAAGCAGGGUUACAAGGUACAGGAUUCUAUGAAACCCUGUGUUCACACUCCGCAUUCACACUCCGCAUUCACACUCCGCAUUCACACUCCGCAUUCACAGUCGGUCUCAUGAUGAGUUGGCAUCCUAUUGUGGGGGUUUUCAGUUGGCAUCCUAUUGUGGGGGUUUAUAGUUGGCAUCCUAUUGUGGGGGUUUAUAGUUGGCAUCCUAUUGUGGGGGUUUAUAGUUGGCUUCCUAUUGUGGGGGUUUAUAGUUGGCAUCCUAUUGUGGGGGUUUAUAGUUGGCAUCCUAUUGGGGGGUUUAUAGUUGGCAUCCUAUUGUGGGGGUUUAUAGUUGGCAUCCUAUUGUGGGGGUUUAUAGUUGGCAUCCUAUUGUGGGGUUUUACAGUUGGCAUCCUAUUGUGGGGUUUUAAAGUUGGCAUCAUAUUGUGGGGUUUUAAAGUUGGCAUCAUAUUGUGGGGGUUUAGAGUUGGCAUCAUAUUGUGGGGUUUUUAAAGUUGCAUCCAAGUGGCAUCUAUUGUGGGGGUUAUAUUGGUACAUUGGACCUAUUGGGGUUAAGUUGCAUUGUGGGGUUUAAAUUUGCAUCAUAUUGUGGGGGUUUUAAUUGGCAUCUAUUGGGGGGUUAUUGCAUCCUAUUGUGGGGUUUAUUUGGCAUCUAUGUGGGGGUUUAUAGUUGGCAUCCUAUUGGGGGUUUAUAGUUGGCAUCCUAUUGUGGGGUUUGAGUGGCAUCUAUUGUGGGGUUUAGUUGCAUCCUAUUGUGGGGUUUAAUGUGGCAGUUGGCAUCUAUUUGGGGUUUUAUAUUGGCACCUAUUGUGGGGUUAUAGUUGGCAUCUAUUGGGGGGUUUUAGUUGGCAUCCUAUUGUGGGGUUUAGUUGGAUCCUAGUUGCUAUUGUGGGUUUUUUAUAGUUGGCAUCUAUUGUGGGGGUUUAUAGUUGGCAUCCUAUUGUGGGUUUAUAGUUGGGUGGGGUUUUAGAGUGUUGCAUUAUUGUGGGGUUUUCAUGGCAUCAUCAUUUGUGGGGGUUUAGAGUUGGCAUCAUAUUGUGGGGGUUUAUAGUUGGCAUCAUAUUGUGGGGGUUUAUAGUUGCCAUCAUAUUGUGGGGGUUUACAGUUGGCAUCCUAUUGUGGGGUUUUGCUUGAUGUUAGGUACAGGAUGGUGACUGGGGUUUUGCUUGCUGUAUCUUGUUCAUCCUGAUGUUACAUAGGUGUUGUUGAGUGUCAUGUGAAUGCAUACAUUUAAGUUCCUUCAGGAAGUAUUCACACCUCUUGACUUACUCCACAUUUUGUUGUGUUACAGCCUGAAUUCAACACAAUACCCCCCAAGUGAAAAACUGCCCAGUCCUUGCCAUUGACAAGCAUACCCAUAACAUGAUGCAGCCACCACCAUGCUUGAAAAUAUGAAGAGUGGGACUCAGUGAUGGAUUUUCCCCAAAUAUAACACUUUGUAUUGAGGACAUGAAGUUAAUUUCUUUGCCACAUUUGUAGCAGCAUUACUUUAGUGCCUUGUUGCAAACAGGAUGCAUGUUUUGGAAUAUUUUUUAUUCUGUACAGGUUUCCUUCUUUUCACUCUGUCAAUUAGGUUAGUAUUGUGGAGUAGCGGUUUCCUUCCUCUCCGGUUACUGAGUUAGGAACGGCGCCUGUAUCUUUGUAGUAACUGGGUGUAUUGAUACGCCAUCAAAAUGUAAUUAAUAACUUCACCAUGCACAAAAGGAUAUUCAAUAUCUGCUUUUAUUUUUACCCAUCUACCAAUAGGUGCCCUUCUUUGUGAGGCAUUGGAAAACCUCCCUGGUCUUUGUGGUUGAAUCUGUAUUUGAAAUGCACUGCUCGACUGAGGGACCUUACAGAUAAUUGUAUGUGUGGGGUACAGAGAUGAGGUAGUCAUUCAAAAAUCAUGUUAAACACUAUUAUUGCACACAGAGUGAGUCCAUGCAACUUAUUAUGUGACUUGUUAAGCACAUUUCUACUCCUGAAUUUAUUUAGGCUUGCCAUAAUAAAGGGGUUGAGUAAUUAUUGACUCAGACAUUUCAGCUUUUCAUUUUUAAUUAAUUUGCAAACAUUUCUAAAAACAUAAUUCCAGUUGGACAUUAUGGGAUAUUGUGUGUAGGUCAGUGGCACAACAUCUAAAUGUAAUCAAUUUUAAAUUCAGGCUGUAACACAACAGAAUGUGGGGUAUGAAUACUUUUUAAAGGCACUAUGUGUUUGUGAUCCCGCAUGAUCUCGUACACACACUAAAAAUAUAUGCCCUCACUGUACUUAUUGGUGUAAUGUGUGAUGUGUAUUGUAGUGUAGUGUAUUGUAGUGUAGUGUAGUGUAGUGUAGUGUAGUGUAGUGUAGUGUAGUGUAGUGUAGUGUAGUGUAGUGUAGUGUAUGUGGGUCAGUGUGUUCUGUUCUGAUGAAAGAGAUAUUAUGUUGUCCUACCAGGGACUAAAGUUCCCGUGGGAGAGUGCUGUGUCAGGGAGAGAGGUGUGUCCUGAAGAUAUAUACGGACAACAAGAGAUCCACAUCAACGGAGACGUUACUCUGGCCUUCCAACACUACCUCUACCUCACACAGGUAACACCUAACCCCAACUCUACCUCACACAGGUAACACCUAACCCCAACACUAUCUCUACCUUACACAGGUAACACCUAACCCCAACACUACCUCACACAGGUAACACCUAACCCCAACACUACCUCUACCUCACACAGGUAACACCUAACCCCAACACUACCUCUACCUCACACAGGUAACACCUAACCCCCAACACUACCUCUACCUCACACAGGUAACACCUAACCCCAACACUACCUCUACCUUACACAGGUAACACCUAACCCCAACACUACCUCACACCAGGGUAACACCUAACCCCAACACUACCUCUACCUCACACAGGUAACACCUAACCCCAACACUACCUCACACAGGUAACACCUAACCCCAACACUACCUCUACCUCACACAGGUAACACCUAACCCCAACACUACCUCACACAGGUAACACCUAACCCCAACACUACCUCUACCUCACACAGGUAACACCUAACCCCAACACUACCUCUACCUCACACAGGUAACACCUAACACCAACAUUACCUCUACCUCACACAGGUAACACCUAACCCCAACAAUACCUCACACAGGUAACACCUAACCCCAACACUACCUCUACCUCACACAGGUAACACCUAACCCAACACUACCAUCUACCUCUCACACAGGUAACACCUAACCCAACCACUCUACCUCACACAGGUAACACCUAACCCCAACACUACCUCACACAGGUAUACACCUACCCCACAUACCUCUACUCACACGGUAACACCUAACCCCAACACACCUCUACCUACACCAUGGUUUACACUAACACCAACAUUACCUCUAGUCCUGCAACAGGUAACACCUAACCCACACUACUCAACAGGAACACCUAACCCAACCUACCUCGUACUCACACCAGUACACCUAACCAACAGACACCUUGCACAGUAAGACCUAACCAACACUACUCUACUCACCAGGUAACACCUAACCCACACUACCUCACCUCACACAGGUAACACCUACCCCAACAUUCUUCAGGUAACACACACCCAAACUACCUUUCCUACACAUCAGGAAACCUAACCCCAACACCUUACUACUACAGGUACACUAACCUCACACUACUACAUGAGGUUUACCUUACCCCAACUACCUCACUGUGGACCUAACCCACUACUACCUACACAUUAAAUACCAACACUAACCUUAACCUCACCGGAUAACGACCUACCAAACUGACCUUACAAGUAACAACAACCCAACAUCUACCUCACACAGGAACCUAACCCCAACCUACCUUACACAGGUAACACUACCCUACAACACUUACCUUCACAGUAACACCAACUACCCAACACUACUACAGCCACAGGCUCAACACUACCGCACACAGGUAACACCUAACCCAACACUACCUAGGUAACACCAACCCCACACUACCUUACCUCACACAGGUAACACCUAACCCCAACUACUUACCUCACACAGGUACCUAACAGGUAAACCUACCCUAAACACAACACUUCACACACAUCUAGGUCAGUCAUCCUCACUCACAGCCGGCUCCCUAGCGCCUCCCCUUAGGCCUAACCCUUUGGUUUUUUUCUGAUCUGAAAGGUAGGCAUAGGUAUUAGCAAUGUAGUGGUGACUGUUUCCACCAUAUUACCCACACUUUAAAGACCUGCGACCUGUCUGUCUGUUCUAGGACCUGUCUAUGUUCACAGAGGGGCGUGGCAGCGAAGUGAUUUGGGGCGUGGCUGAUUACUGGGUUUCCAGGGUAACCUGGAGCGCUGAAGAACAGAACUACCACAUCUUAGGUAAAGGGACAUUCAGUAAACAUAUUGUCAUUACACAUCUUAGAAAUAGUCAUGCCAGCCGAUGUCAGCUUAUUGCUAGCACUAACUUUAAUGAUAGCUAGUUUGAGGAAUUUUUUUACUGUUACUAUGACUGUGGUAUGUGGUUGUCUCCCCUGUGGUUAUCUCACCUAGCCAUCUUAAAAUGAAGGCACUAACUGUAAAUCACUCUGGAUAAGAGCGUCUGCUAAAUGACUUAAAUGUAAAUGAAUUGCAACUGAUUUAAUUGUCAUGCAGACUAGGUAAGCUAUUUGGCUAGUGGUCGUAGCAACCCUGUUGCUUGAGUAAACACGAGUAAACAAGACAUUUACCAAAGUAUCUCUGUUUUCUGUCAGGUGUCAUGCCUCCCGAUGAAUAUUACUACAACGUCAACAACUCAGUGUACACAAACACUGUGGCCAAAUUCAGGUAUGUAACACACCCGAGGGGUAUCCUACGAAGCUAGCUGCAGAGUGUUCAGAAAGUAUUCAGACCCCUUGACUUUUUCCCCAUUUUGUUACGUUACAGCCUUAUUCUAAAGUGGAUUAAAUCAAUAAAAAUCUUCAUCAAUCUACACACAAUACCCCAUAAUGACAAAGCGAAAACAGGUUUUUAGAAAUGUUUGCUAAUUUAGUUAAAAAAAAAAAACAGAAAUACCUUAUUUACAUAAGUAUUCAGACCCUUUGCUAUGAGACUCGAAAUUGAGCUCAGGUGCAUCCUGUUUCCAUUGAUCAUCCUUGAGAUGUUUCUACAACUUGAUUGGAGUCCACCUGUGGUAAAUUCAAUUGAUUGUACCUGUCUACAGUGAGGGAAAAAAGUAUUUGAUCCCCUGCUGAUGUUGUACGUUUGCCCACUGACAAAGACAUGAUCAGUCUAUAAUUUUAAUAGUAGGUUUAUUUGAACAGUGAGAGACGGAAUAACAACAAAAUAAUCCAGAAAAACGCAUGUCAAACAUGUUAUAAAUUGAUUUGCAUUUUAAUGAGGGAAAUAAGUAUUUGACCCCUCUGCAAAACAUGACUUAGUACUUGGAGGCAAAACCCUUGUUGGCAAUCACAGAGGUCAGACGUUUCUUGUAGUUGGCCACCAGGUUUGCACACAUUUCAGGAGGGAUUUUGUCCCACUCCUCUUUGCAGAUCUUCUCCAAGUCAUUAAGGUUUCGAGGCUGAUGUUUGGCAACUCGAACCUUCAGCUCCCUCCACAGAUUUUCUAUGGGAUUAAGGUCUGGAGACUGGCUAGGCCACUCCAGGACCUUAAUGUGCUUCUUCUUGAGCCACUCCUUUGUUGCCUUGGCCGUGUAUUUUGGGUCAUUGUCAUGCUGGAAUCCCCAUCCACGACCCAUUUUCAAUGCCCUGGCUGAGGGAAGGAGGUUCUCACCCAAGAUUUGACGGUACAUGGCCCCGUCCAUCGUCCCUUUGAUGCGGUGAAGUUGUCCUGUCCCCUUAGCAGAAAAACACCCCCAAAGCAUAAUGUUGCCACCUCCAUGUUUGACGGUGGGGAUGGUGUUCUUGGGGUCAUAGGCAGCAUUCCUCCUCCUCCAAACACGGUGAGUUGAGUUGAUGCCAAAGAGCUCCAUUUUGGUCUCAUCUGACCACAAUACUUUCACCCAGUUCUCCUCUGAAUUAUUCAGAUGUUCAUUGGCAAACUUCAGACGGGCAUGUAUAUGUGCUUUCUUGAGCAGGGGGACCUUGCGGGCGCUGCAGGAUUUCAGUCCUUCACGGCGUAGUGUGUUACCAAUUGUUUUCUUGGUGACUAUGGUCCCAGCUGCCUUGAGAUCAUUGACAAGAUCCUCCCGUGUAGUUCUGGGCUGAUUCCUCACCGUUCUCAUGAUCAUUGCAACUCCACGAGGUGAGAUCUUGCAUGGAGCCCCAGGCCGAGGGAGAUUGACAGUUCUUUUGUGUUUCUUCCAUUUGCGAAUAAUCACACCAACUGUUGUCACCUUCUCACCAAGCUGCUUGGCGAUGGUCUUGUAGCCCAUUCCAGCCUUGUGUAGGUCUACAAUCUUGUCCCUGACAUCCUUGGAGAGCUCUUUGGUCUUGGCCAUGGUGGAGAGUUUGGAAUCUGAUUGAUUGAUUGCUUCUGUGGACAGGUGUCUUUUAUACAGGAAACAAGCUGAGAUUAGGAGCACUCACUUUAAGAGUGUGCUCCUAAUCUCAGCUCGUUACCUGUAUAAAAGACACCUGGGAGCCAGAAAUCUUUCUGAUUGAGAGGGGGUCAAAUACUAAUUUCCCUCAUUAAAAUGCAAAUCAAUUUAUAAAAAUUUUGACAUGCGUUUUUCUGGAUUUUUUGUUGUUAUUGUCUCUAAACUGUCAAAACCUACCAUUAAAAUUAUAGACUGAUUAUUUCUUUGUCAGUGGGCAAACAUACAAAAUCAGCAGGGGAUCAAAUACUUUGUAUAUAAGGUCCCACAGUUGACAGUGCAUGUCCGAGCAAAAACCAAGCCAUGAGGUCGAAGGAAUUGUCCAUAGAGCUCCGAGACAGGAUUUUGUUGAGGCACAGAUAAGGGGAAGGGUACCAACAAAUGUCUGCAGCAUUGAAGGUCCCCAAGAACACAGUGGCCUCCAUGAUUCUUAAAUGGAAGAAGUUUGGAACCACCAAGACUCUUCCUAGAGCUGGCCGCCCGGCCAAACUGAGCAAUCGGGGGAGAAGGGACUUGGUCAGGGAGGUGACCAAGAACCCGAUGGUCACUCUGACAGAGCUCCAGGGUUCCUCUGUGGAGAUGCGAGAACCUUCCAGAAGGACAACCAUCUCUGCAGCACUCCACCAAUCAGGCCUUUAUGGAAGAGUGGCCAGACGGAAGCCACUCCUCAGUAAAAGGCACAUGACAGCCCGCUUGGAGUUUGCCAAAACACACCUAAAGGACUCAGACCAUGAGAAACAAGAUUCUCUAGUCUGAUGAAACCAAGAUUGAACUCUUUGGCCUGAAUGCCAAGUAUCACGUCUGGAGGAAACCUGGCACCAUCCCUACGGUGAAGCAUGGUGGUGGCAGCAUCAUGCUGUGGGGAUGUUUUUCAGCGGCAGGGACUGGGAGACUAGUCAGGAUCAAGGGAAAGAUGAACGGAGCAGAGAGAUCCAUGAUGAAAACCUGCUCCAGAGUGCUCAGGACCUCAGACUGGGGCGAAGGUUCACCUUCCAACAGGGACAACGACCCUAAGCACACAGCCAAGAAAACGCAGGAGUUGCUUCGGGACAGGUCUCUGAAUGUCCUUGAGUGGCCCGGCCGGAGCCCGGACUUGAACCUGAUCGAACAUCUCUGUAGAGACCUGAAAAUAGCUGUGCAGCGACGCUCCCCAUCCAACCUGACAGAGCUUGAUAGGAUCUGCAGAGAAGAAUGGGAGAAACUCCCCAAAUACUGGUGUGCCAAGCUUGUAGCGUCUUACCCAAGAAGACCGAGGCUGUAAUCAGUGCCAAAGGUGCUUCAACAAAGUACUGAGUAAAGGGUUCUGAAUACUUAUGUAAAUGUAAUAUUUCCGUUUUUUAAACAUUUGCAAAAAUAUCAAAAAAAACGGUUUUUGCUUUGUCAUUAUGGGGUAUUGUGUGUAGAUUGAUGAAGGGAAAAAAAAACAAUUUAAUCAAUUUUAGAAUAAAGCUGUAAUGUAACAAUAUGUGGAAAAAGUCCAGGGGUCUAAAUACUUUCCGAAUGCACUGUAGAUCUACUCAGACUUUUCUAACAGUAACCAGCUUCAGUUAGCUUCACAUUCCAGCUCAGGCUUCAUCCGUACAACGUCGCUGGAUAUUGCUCGUCAGCCUGCUGCCAACUUUAACAGUCUUGUAACUGCGCAUGCAUGUCGCACAUGGCUAGGUGAACGCCGAAACUCUUCACUGAGACGAUGCUAAAACAUCAAUCCAUGGGCGUGUCAGUGACACAUUUUCAUUUGUGCCGAAAUGAAAGAAAAGUUAUCUGGCAAAUUCAGCAGGCUAGGAUACCCCCUCAGGUAUUUCACAAUCUCACGUUAUUUUCAAUAGACCUUAUUCAUUUGGAAGCCAUCGUCGUUCCAAAUCCAGGCUUUCAGGGUAAGAAGCGGAAGCGCUCCUUUUUAAGUCUAUGGAAAACAUUGUGAAUCUAGUAACAUCAACUACUUUCUUUCUCAUCUCUUCCCCAGUCUUGAAUUUGCUGUGGAGUUGGCUGCCCUCCUGAAGUACCCUGCCCCGCGGGAGUGGCAGCAGGUAGCAGAGAAAAUCAAAAUCCCCUUCGACCAGAAGCAGAAAUACCAUCCUGAAUAUGACGGCUACAAAAAAGGCGAGUCUUGCCCACUGCCCAGUUGACUUAGUUGCUUUGCUUUACCAUAUGCAUACCAAAUCAAAUCAAAUCAAAUCAAAUUUUAUUGGCCACAUGCGCCGAAUACAACAGGUUCAGACAUUACAGUGAAAUGCUUACUUACAGCCCUUAACCAACAGGAGAGCAUUGGUAUGCAUAGCUCUUUUUCUAUGUGUGUUAAAGCAAAAAAAGGUCUAAUAUCAAAUCAAACUGAUCCAGUCAUUUCAGUAAUAAGGACAUGCAAAACAUACAGUAUCAUUGAGUCUCCGCUUUAUUUGACCUUCUCCCAGGACAAUUUGUGAAGCAGGCUGACACAGUGAUGCUAGGAUAUCCCCUGGGUCUCCCUAUGACCCCUGAGGUCAGGAGAAAUGACCUGGAGUUCUACGAGGCUGUUACAGACCCCGGUGGACCAGCUAUGACUUGGGUACGUUACAUAGUGAUACUACCAUGCACUGCCAAGAAAGGAUCAAUGUAUCAACUGUACUGAUGAAGGGUACCUACCUACAAAAGGACUUUAUAACACAUCAUAACGCACACAUAACCCAUACAUUCGUAAGCAGUACAUAAGCAUUUAUUUUCUACUACUUAUGAAUGCAGUAUGUGUGUAUUAUGAAUGUGUUCUGAAAUCCUUACUGGUACUUCCGCUAGAAGAGUGUUACUCAGUUGGAUGUAGAAGAGUGUUACUCAGUUGGAUGUAGAAGAGUGUUACUCAGUUGGAUGUAGAAGAGUGUUACUCAGUUGGAUGUAGAUGAGUGUUACUCAGUUGGGGAUGUAGAAGAGUGUAACUCAGUUGGAUAUAGAAGAGUGUUACUCAGUUGGAUGUAGAAGAAUGUUUCUGAGUUGGAUGUAGAAGAGUGUUACUCAGUUGGAUGUAGAAGAGUGUUACUCAGUUGGAUGUAGAAGGGUGUUACUCAGUUGGAUGUAGAAGAGUGUUACUCAGUUGGAUGUAGAAGAGUGUUACUCAGUUGGAUGUAGAAGAGUGUUACUCAGUUGGAUGUAGAAGGGUGUUACUCAGUUGGAUGUAGAAGAGUGUUACUCAGUUGGAUGUAGAAGAGUGUUUCUCAGUUGGAUAUAGAAGAGUGUUACUCAGUUGGAUGUAGAAGAGUGUUACUCAGUUGGAUGUAGAAGAGUGUUACUCAGUUGGAUGUAGAAGAGUGUUACUCAGUUGGAUGUAGAAGAGUGUUACUCAGUUGGAUGUAGAAUAGUGUUACUCAGUUGGAUGUAGAAGAGUUUGACCUAGUUGGGGAUGUAGAAGAGCUUUACCGGCCUCCCGAGUGGCGGUCUAAGGCACUGCAUCACAGUAUUGUGGCGUCACUACAGCCUGUGGUUUUAUCCCAGGCUGUGUCACAACCGGCCGUGACCAGGGAAUCCUAUAGGGCGGCGCACAAUUGGCCCAGCAUCGUCCAGGUUAGGGGAAGGUUUGGCUGGGGGGCUUUACUUGCCUCAUCGCACUCUAGCGACUCCUUGUGGCGGGCCGGGCGCCUGCAGGCUGACUUUGGUCGUUAGUUGAACGGUGUUUCCUCCGACACAUUGGUGCAGCUGGCUUCCGGGUUAAGCGAGCGGGUGUUAAGAAGCGCUGCUUGGCGGGUCACGUUUCGUAGGACGCAUGACUCGAACCUUCGCCUCUCCCGAGCCCGUUGGGAAGUUACAGCGAUAAGACAAGAUCGUAAUCACGAAAUUGGGGUGAAAAAGGGAGUAACAAAAAGAUAAAAUAAAAUACGAGUUUGACCUAGUUGGGGAUGUAGAAGCCCAUUUUGAAGUGUGUUUGUCUCUGUAUUCUGCCAGGGCAUGUUUGCAGUGGGCUGGCUGGAGCUGGGGGAGGUAGAGAAGGCGAGGAAUCUACUCCAGAAGUGUUUCAAAAACAUCCAGGGACCAUUCCAGGUCAGAAUGGGAAAACGCUCUCUCUCUCUCUCACACACGCACGCACAGACACACACACAGUCGUGGUUUUGAGAAUGACACAAGUAUUGGUCUUCACAAAGUUCGCUGCUUCAGUGUUAUGAGAUAUUUGUCAGAUGUUACUAUGGUAUACUGAAGUAUAAUUACAAGUGUCAAAGGCUUUUAUUGACAAUUACAUUAAGUUUAUGCAAAGAGUCAAUAUUUGCAGUGUUGACCCUUCUUCUUGACCACAAGUUCUCAAUGGGAUUAAGGUCUGGGGAGUUUCCUGGCCAUGGACCCAAAAUGUCGAUGUUUUGUUCCCCGAGCCACUUAGUUAACACUUUUGCCUUAUGGCAAGGUGCUCCAUCAUGCUGGAAAAGGUAUUGGUCGUCACCAAACUGUUCUUGGAUGAUUGGGAGAAGUUGCUCUCAGAGGAUGUGUUGGUACCAUUCUUUAUUCAUGGCUGUGUUCUUAGGCAAAAUUGUGAGGGAGCCCACUCCCUUGGCUGAGAAGCAACCCCACACAUGAAUGGUCUCAGGAUGCUUUACUGUUGGCAUGACACAGGACUGAUGGUAGCGCGCACCUUGUCUUCUCCGGACAAGGUGUUUUCCGGAUGCCCCAAACAAUCGGAAGUCCUCAGCAGUCCAAUCCCUGUACCUUUUGCAGAAUAUCAGUCUGUCCCUGAUGUUUUUCCUGGAGAGAAGUGGCUUCUUUGCUGCCCUUCUUGACACCAGGCCAUCCUCCAAAAGUCUUUGCCUCACUGUGCGAGCAGAUGCACUCACACAUGCCGCUGCCAUUCCUGAGCAAGCUCUGCACUGGUGGUGCCCCGAUCCCGCAGCUGAAUCAAGUUUAGGAGACGGUCCUGGCGCUUGCUGGACUUUCUUGGGCGCCCUGACGCCUUCUUCACAACAAUUCAACCUCUCUCCUUGAAGUUCUUGAUGAUCCGAUAAAUUGUUGAUUUAGGUGCAAUCUUACUAGCAGCAAUAUCCUUGCCUGUGAAGCCCUUUUUGUGCAAAGCAAUGAUAACGGCACGUGUUUCCUUGCAGGCAACCAUGGUUAACAGAGGAAGAACAAUGAUUUCAAGCACCACCCUCCUUUUAAAGCUUCCAGUCUGUUAUUCUAACUCAAUCAGCAUGACAGAGUGAUCUCCAGCCUUGUCCUCGUCAACACUCUCACCUGUGUUAACGAGAGAAUCACUGACAUGAUGGCAGCUGGUCCCUUUAGUGGCAGGGCUGAAAUGCAGUGGAAAUUUUGUGGGGGGAUUAAGUUCAUUUUCAUGGCAAAUAGGGACUUUGCAAUUAAUCUGAUCACUCUUCAUAACAUUCUGGAGUAUAUGCAAAUUGCCAUCAUCAAAACGGAGGCAGCAGACUUUGUGAAAAUUAGUAUUUGUGUCAUUCUCAAAACUUUUGACCACGACUGUACACACACACACAUACACACACACACAGUAUGUGUCACAUUAAUGUCUCUCUUUCAGGUAUGGAGUGAAUCAUCUGAUGGUUCUGGGGCGGUGAACUUUCUCACUGGUAUGGGAGGAUUCCUGCAGGCUGUACUGUUUGGUUACACUGGAUUCAGGUCAGUUAUAUCCACCACCAUACACAUCACCUGGCUUGAAACCAAACUGUCAUACAGUGGCAUCAAAAGAUGUACAUUACCCUUGUAUUCUGCUAUAAAAUUAUAUGUACCUACUUACUUUCUUAAAGACAUUCUCCGGUACUUUUGUAUACUUUUUAGACAGUAGUUCUGAAAGUAGCACUCACGAGCCAAAAGUGGUCCCCGACAAUUGCGUACCAUGUCACAUAGGUGCAAAUACAGUAUGUGCACCACGUCAUUUCUCUCUCUCUCUCUCUCCCUCUCUUUCUCUCUCUUCGUCGACUGAGCCGUUGGGCCUGCCCUGCAACCUCAUUGGAUAACGCUGGGCAGGCCUCUUGCUAGUUGUCACUCAAAUGCGAGGGGCUGAAGCUCAUUGGAUAGAACUCCAAUUGCUAGGGGGCUGGCCCACGUGGGGGGAAGUGUAGGGGAAAUCGUGCAGCAUAGCAUCAAGAAAACAGUCGCUUUCAAACUAGGGAUUUCGUGGCUAAUUGAGGUUAGACAGUAAUUCUGCUCAUAGAUUAUGAAUGAAUGAUCUACACAUUGACACAUCAGCCCAAAGGUUUAAACAAUACUUUCUUAGUGUCCAAAGUACCAGAGCAUGUCUUUAACCCCAUGUCUUUAACCCCACGUCUUUAACCCCACGUCUUUAACCCCACGUCUUUAACCCCACGCCUUUAACCCCACGCCUUUAACCCCACGUCUUUAACCUCACGCCUUUAACCCCACGCCUUUAACCCCACGUCUUUAACCCCACGUCUUUAACCCCUUUAACCCCACGUCUUUAACCCCACGUCUUUAACCCCACGCCUUUAACCCCACGUCUUUAACCUCACGCCUUUAACCCCACAUCUUUAACCCGCCCCGUUAACCCCAUGCCUUUAACCCCACCCCUUUAACCCCACGUCUUUAACCCCACGCCUUUAACCCCUUUAACCCCACGCCUUUAACCCCACGUCUUUAACCCCACGUCUUUAACCCCACGCCUUUAACCCCACGUCUUUAACCCCACGUCUUUAACCCCACAUCUUUAACCCCACAUCUUUAACCCCACGCCUUUAACCCCACCCCUUUAACCCCAUGCCUUUAACCCCACGUCUUUAACCCCACAUCUUUAACCCCACGUCUUUAACCCCACCCCUUUAACCCCACGCCUUUAACCCCACGUCUUUAACCCCACGUCUUUAACCCCACGUCUUUAACCCCACGUCUUUAACCCCACGCCUUUAACCCCACGCCUUUAACCCCACGCCUUUAACCCCACGCCUUUAACCCCACGUCUUUAACCCCACGCCUUUAACCCCACGCCUUUAACCCCACGCAUUUAACCCCACGCCUUUAACCCCACGUCUUUAACCAUUGGGACAUAAGACAACAAUGAGCUCCUCAGUGCGAAGAUCUGCAGGAUGGACACUUACACUCUUUUUCCUUUUUUCCUUCUCAGAGUACAGAAGGAUUGUCUGGCCUUCACCCCUCUCAUCCCUGAUGACAUCACUCAGCUGUGUAUCCGGGGUGUCAGUUACCUGGGCAACAAGAUGGACUGGCUGGUGAGGGGACAGGAAGUUUACAUCAUACUGAGAGAGGAAGCAAAGCAUGCUGGGAACACCGAACCCUGCGCUCUGCAGGUGGUCCUCAAGAACUCCGGGACCAAGAUUCCUCUUAUAGCAGGUAAAACUCUAUUCUAUUCUAUACCAUUUGAUUUUACUCUAUCCCAACUCACAAAUGCUGAAAGUGAGCCUUCAAAUACUGUAUGGAUAUUAAAGUAAAGUUAUAAUUAAAUACUGUAUAGAUAUUAUAAUAAAGUUAUCAUUAUUGUGUUGAAAUCAAUCAUGUUAUGCACACAAAAUCUGAAUCAUGCACACAGAUUCAGAUUUUAUCGUUGUUUUAGGGUUAGGAAAAAAUCAGUAACACUUUACUUGAAACCUAGCGUCAUAACAUGUUAUGAAACGGUCAUAACCAUGUCAUAAUAUGUCAUAACAGCUGUCAUAACCUGUCAUAAUAUGGUCAUAACAGCUGUCAUGACACAUAUAUUUAGACCUUUUGUGACAUAUAUAUUGCAUUAUUUUAUGGCUGGUUAUGACACCUGGUUAAUACAUACACAUAUUUGAUAUGAUAAUAAAUAAAGGUCAUUGUGUUUCUUUGUUUCCUCAGGAAAACCAGUGACUUUCCCACGGGAGUCCGGAACCAUCUGUAAAGUGGAUGGUGCCCUAUCCUGCUGGCCCAUGUGAGGACCAUCCCUGUCAAACCCUAUUGCCUUCUAUCAACAGUGCCUUCAGAAAGUAU
Coregonus sp. 'balchen' is the source of this 24826-nucleotide messenger RNA. Lineage: Eukaryota; Metazoa; Chordata; Actinopteri; Salmoniformes; Salmonidae. The record is from the annotation of a GenBank genome assembly.